Coregonus clupeaformis (lake whitefish) is the source of this 10283-nucleotide messenger RNA. RefSeq lists its product as uncharacterized. Gene Ontology annotation, biological process: positive regulation of calcineurin-NFAT signaling cascade. The coding region runs from base 798 to 9944 and encodes 3048 amino acids. Lineage: Eukaryota; Metazoa; Chordata; Actinopteri; Salmoniformes; Salmonidae. Gene Ontology annotation, cellular component: Z disc. The record is from RefSeq and is a predicted model, not a curated record. The transcript is spliced from 3 exons.
CUUACCACAACAACAGAUCUGGAGGGUUUUCUCUUCUAACUCUAGUCCCAUGUUUUUCUUCUAUGUUUUAUGUUCUUCAGAGGUGCUGUUAGCAACUAGCCGUUAGCAUUAGCGGACCAGAUUUAUAAAUAGUUUGAGGGGCCUGUUUGUUUCAUCUGUCUGACACUCGACACCGACCGUCUGUCAGAUAGCUGGCUACGUGUACUAGCUGAAGGCCCUGGUAACCGUCCCCAGCCUACAACACUAGCUUUCUCCUGGACGGCUCGUCUUCCUCCGCCUGAUCUUCAGACCCUUCGUCUAACCAAGCAUCUGACCAGGCGCUCCGAGGCCUGAGAGAGUACUGUAUGGAUGGAGGACUGGGUUAGAGCAGCAUGUUAAGUAGAGAGGCACAGAGCGGUCAGUGUGCUGUCUGAGAGGGCUCUGUUAGGGCAACAAAGGGCCUGUCUUUCUGCAGCUGCUGGCUUGGUGCACCAUGCCAAGGCUCUCCCGCAGGACAGACUUGUGUUUGAGGAUUUACUAAAAGAUCACUACACAAAUAUGGAAUACAGCAGCAGAAGGACACACAGGAAGUCGUGGCUCCUUCUGCUACACAAAUGCAAUACGCCUUAGGGGCCACCAGGAAUACAACCACGCCUUUGGGGCUGCAGCCCUCCAUAGAGACUGAUUGGGCCCCUCUGAGGUGUCCUAACCCAGCCCCAGCUAAACACUGCUGCCUGGGUGUGUGACUGAACACUAGACAUGAGCUGUGUCUGAGUGAGUGUGAGUGUGUGUGUGAGGUGUGUGAUUGAGCUUUACCCAUGACGACGGUGGAGAAGCGCCACUUCAGCCGCAGGGGCAGCGGCCACAGGAAGCACAGCAGCGGCGGCAUGAGCGACACAUCCAGUGGAGGCUCGAUCCUGGACGACACAGACCGUGAGGUCAGCAGCCUGACUGACCGAUCCUUCAGGAGCCUCUGCAUCGGGGAAGAAGCUGUUUACAACGACUCUGACCUGGGCUCCUCACCGUCAGCUCAGAGAGAGAGACACCAGGCCUUCAGCCAAGAGAUUAUAGCUGCCCAGGACAGCCAGGGCUGGGAGAAGGAGGACAGGGAAAGGGAUGCUCUCAAGAGAGCCGCCCAAGAGAGCUUCAGCCUCAGUCUCCAGCAGUAUGGACAGGGAGGGGGUGAGGCGGGUUGGGAGGGGGAGGGAAGGAUGUGGACGGGACAGUGUGGUUUAGAGAACCAGGAUUAUUCGGGGUGGGAGGGGCAAGGGGAGAGGAGGACAGAGGGAAGGGUGUCUACCACAUUCCAGCGCUCCUUCAUGGACGUGUCUCAGCAGGAGAAGACUCUGAGGGAGGAGAGACUGUCCUUCCUGAGUUAUGGAGGGUCCGACACCAGCUGGCAGCAGCGUCGCAGUCGCUCCCGAGUCUCCUCUCUCAUCAAAGCCUUUAGCUCGGAGGGUUAUGGAGGUGGGGAUGGGUGGAUGGAGGGGAAACUCAGGGACUGGAACAAUGAGUCCUCCUGGGACAAGUCAGCUCUGAUGAGCAUCCAGAGAGAGCUGUCUGAGUUCUCUACGGCGUACCCCCAUAACUUUAACACUGGCCCCUUCCCCGCGGCCGGCGCCUUCCCCAGGCAGACAGGCCCCUUACCCCCCAGUAGGAACAGCCUGUACCCCUCUGAGGUAUCUUCUGCUGUGUCUCAGAUGGACAAAACAUCCUCCUUUAUGAGAUCCUCCCACAGUAAACAAAGCAUGUUUGCGCAGCUCAACUCAACCUCUAACUUCUUUCUCCAUAGUGAGUUCAGCCCCUUCCAGCCCCUGUGGAGAGACCAUAACAGAUUCCCCUUCCAGCAGGGAGGUGUCUCCGGGUUCAUGUCCCCUGCAGACUUCCCUAAAUGGUACGACUCGCCCAUGUACAAGGAGCUGACAUUCGAACAGCAGUUCUACACGCCCCCUGGGAUCAAGGAGACAGUGUAUGGACCCCAACGUAAGCCCAUGGAGGGGGGCUCCACAGUGCUGCAGAAGGCCUCGGCCCUAGAGAAACGCUCUGAGUCUGAGCUGGCCGGUCACUAUCCACCCUGGAAACGCACCCAGAGCGUGGGGUCAAACAGAUAUCCCUCACUCCGUCCCUCAACAGUCUCUCCUACCAGGUCCCGACUUGGCCAAGAUGCUGUCAGCGCCGUCACUGAGUUCCAGCACACCGAGCGGUUUACCAAAUUGACCACAGAGCAGAGUGUUACAACGGUCCUAAACAGCGCCGAGCAGAGUAGUGUAGUGAAAGGCAACAAGAACAGUGUAAUUUCCUUUAGCAACAAAUUUAGCACAGUAGCAGUGGAGCAGGGUGUAGUCGCUAGCAACACCAGCACCACUCCCUUUAACUUCACCCAGCUGUUGACACCUGUCAUCCACAAUCCGCAAGACACUGACACCACCUCAGAGGUGCUACAGUACGCCCUCUCACCCCCCCUCACCCUCGAACAGCCCCCCAUCUGGGGCGAGAGAGAGAGGGAGAGAAGGGGGGCCACACCAGAGGUGAGGAUGUCCAGCUACAAGUCCAGAGCCUCCGGUCUCCUCUUCAACCUAAAAGACAAUAGGAAGAGGGUGAAAAGCACCUACAGUCCCACCAAGUUCAAAGGCCUGGAGGUGACUGGCAGGAGUAAAUCUAACCUGGACGGCUAUGAGCCCAGAGACACAGUGAUAGAUAUGCCAGCUAUCUUAGACAUCCCUGUUCCCCAGGAGGUAGUACAGGAGGAGCCCAAUGCAGUAGACACUUCAUUUCACCCCCAUACCAACCCACAGUAUAGCCCCUCAUUGCAGCCAACCACUGCACACUCUUCCCAACACUUGGACUACACAGGUAAACCAGAGGCCUAUCAGGCAGUGAGGUCGUCUCAGACUCAGGAGGAGAUGGUUUACCAUCAGGAGUACAGUGGAAACUACAGUAGUAGAGAUCAGCUCACUACCAGUCAGAACAGCCAAGGUGGGUUAACACAAUUUAUUAAACCAGAUGAAAUAAAUAGGACUGAGCUCCUCCAAAAUCAUAUGUAUGAGCAAGUCAGACCCACAAAACCAGGCCUAGACAACACCCUUCCUACAGUGAGAUCACCCCUCCCUAACACUAAGCCCAAACCUUACCCUAGCCCUAAUUGUACCCCUAACCCACCCCCGGCAGUCAUAGACACUUAUAGGAGAGAUGGAAUCACUGCAAAACAAACCAACACUGUAAACAGAGAUGCACUAGUAUCUAAACAAAUUAUUGAGCCCAAUACAAACCAGGCUACAGUAGAGAGAUACACAAAGGCAUGUGGAUAUGACCAAGUGAGAGAGAACAAAUAUGGGUUGGGUGUGAAUGACAGAGUUACAACAGACGUGCCUCCAUGGAAAGGGGAGAUCGCUGCACUAAUAGAAAAAGACAAACAGUCUCUACCCUCACACAGAGCAGCUACAAUGAAGCAGGACCCAAACCAGAAAUAUGGAAAUGAGUGGAAUAUAUAUGGACAACAAGAAAAGAGAGAACAGGGGGAGCAGUAUGUAUCUGAUGGAAGGGUGCAUCCAGCAGGUGAAGUCUUAAUAGGUAAAAAUAGCCUUCCAUAUAAGGAAACGCUUCCAGUUCCUGAUCACACACUGGCCAAUCAGGAGGAACUGUCAAACAGAUUCGCUCAAAACACAGACUACCCUCUGAGUCAGCAGAUCAUCAGAGACCCUGUAAAAGAAAAAUACUAUUCUGGGACUUUUAUGGACAAGUAUGGAACUGUAGAUCAGUAUCGAGUCAAUGAGGAAUCUCUCACCACCAAAGAGAAGUAUCAGAACCAAAAUGAUCACUUGUACAGGGGUAAAGGACAAGACCACAGAAAACAGAGUCUGUAUUCGGAGGGUGAUAAAACAUAUUCAGUCCAUAACACCCUGACAGAAAGAGAGCAACCUGUUCAGAGAAAACCACAUGCCCCAUGGGUGGACGACAACAAACUACCCAGACACGAAAGAUAUAUAUAUGACCAGGAUAUACAGUGGAAUUCAUCACACAAGAAUGAGAACAGACAAUACACAGACAAUGCAGCUGUAACAGCACAAUGGGCAAAAGAUCACAGCCAGUAUACUGACAGCACUGCUACAAUAUUGCAACAGAUAAAAGGAGAAUUUAGUGCAAAUAACAGUCACCAAUAUCCCAAAAGUACUACGAAUGACCCCAAUAAGAUGCACACAACAGGGCUAGCUAUAGCAGAACAAGCUAAAUUAAAGGAAGAUAAAGCAGCGUUAGCUAAAUCAAAACAGGCUAAAAUAGAGCAAGUGAAAGCAGAGCUAGAUAAAGCAGAACAAGUUCAAGCAGAAAUAGCUAAAGCAGAGUUAGCUAACGCAGAGUUAGCUAAAGCAGAACAAUCUAAAGCAGAAAAUGCUCAAGCAGAACAGGCUAAAGCAGAGUUAACUAAAGCAGAACAAGCUAAAGCAGAGCAAGCUAAAGCAGAACUAGCUAAAGCAGAACAAGUGAAAGCAGAGCUAGCUAAAGCAGAGCAAGCUAAAGCAGAACUAGAAAAAGGAGAGAAAGCUAAAACUGAGUUAGCUAAAGCAGAGCUAGCGAAAGCAGAACAAGUGAAAGCAGAGCUAGCUAAAGCAGAACAAGCUAAAUCAGAGAGCGCUAGAGCAGAGAAAGCUAAAGCUGAGUUACCUAAAGCUAAAGCAGAACAAAAUAAAGCAGAGCAAGGUAAAGCAGAAGUAGCUAAAGUAGAGUUAUCAAAAGCUCAAACAGAACAAGCAAAAGCAGAGCUUGCUAAAGUGAAACUAGCUAAAGCACAGUCAGCUAAAGCUCAAGCAGAACAAGCUAAAGCAGAGCAAGUGAAAGCAGAACUAGCAAAAACAGAGUUGGCUAAAGUAGAGACAGAUAAAGAAGAGUUAGCUAAAACUCAAGCGGAACAAGCUAAAGCAGAAUUAACUAAAGCAGAGUUGGUUAAAGCAGAGUUGGUUAAAGCAGAGUUAGCUAAAGCAGAGUUAGCUAAAACAGAACAAGCUAAAGCAGAGUUAGCUAAAGCAGAGCUUGCAAAAGCAAAGAAUGAUGAACCUGCUCAGUACAGUUCAUGGUCAGCCAGUGAGGACAGAUACGGUAUAAACAAUAUCCUCACUACCAGAGACUAUGAACAGGUGAAGAGAGAGCAACGGAGAGAGAAAAAGUACAGUGUCAAUGAAGCCGUUGCAGCAACAGAUGACAAUCUCACCGAUCACACCAUAUCUGCAAAGGCAGAGAACAAAACACUCCAGCAGAAAGAUGUCUCUCCCAUCAGCAGGUAUGAAAGAGCAGACAGGGGGGGAGUUGACUACAACAGAUUGAGAGAGAAAUACGGGUUCAGUCAUGCAGUUUCAGCUAAGGAAAACAAACAGCCCUCUAAGGAUGUAGCUGCAACAGAUGAGAGUGAAAAGACUCCGAAUGAUGCACUUGCCACUAAUAAACAUGAGCGGGGGAGUGAGGGUCAAUGGGUUUACAGCGAGUCAUCCAAACAAUUCAAACUGGCCAGUCAGAUUGAGAGUAAGACGAAGCCUGCUGACCAGACUGCAGCAAUGAGUAAAGACGUCCAUCCGUCCUCAUUCAGAGCUCUGUCACUAAAAGAGAAAGGCCAGACCAAGCAAGAGAUACUGACGUCAAAACUGAAGGCCCACGCUGAAAAGGAGAUCUCAGCCAUCAAAGAGAAAGGUUUUGGUAAACGAGACAGACUCUUAUCAAGAAACCCCACCAAGCACCAGGAACACAGAGAGAGAGGUCAGAGUGGACAGGAAGUGAAGAGCGUUAAAAAUGAUCCAUCCAGGGGUGAAAAACAAACAAACAACAGCCAACUCAGCAUCAGGAAGGAAGCACCUCAAUCACAACAUAAAGAGCCAGCUAAAACUGAAGCAUCGGCUGUCAGUGAUGGUCAACAGUCAACAGCAUCACUGGAACAGGCCAGAAACAGGUCAAAGGUCAGUGAUAUAACUGAAAAGGCAGUGCUCCAUUCAAAGAAGGAGGAAAGUAAAAAUGAGACCAUCUCUGACGACCAAAAUGAUCUUAAACUUGUUCUUGGGAAGAGUGAGGCAGUUUCAGAUGAUGACAGUUUGCAGAUCAUGGGGAUAAUGGUGACCAUAAGAGAACCCUCGGUGGAUAAAGAUAAUGUUUUUACUCCACAACAACCCACCCCAGUAAAAGAUAAGAUAAACAGGGAAGAAGAGGCAAUUAUUUCCAAUAAAAAUCAACUCAGCUCAGGCCAACUUCCCAAAAACAAUUCAGGCCAUUUGAAACAAGAGACUUCUCCAGCCAUGGCUCCCAUUGCAGAUGAAAGAGUUUCAGAUAAUAAUGUUAAAUCAACUGUAACAAGCGAAAGAGAAGACACUACAUUUGCUGAGCCUGUAAUUCCAGAAAAGGCCAGAGUUAAACAGCAAACACAGUUGCCAGAGGGGAAAGGUGAACCUAAAACUGAAUGUGUUAUAAGUGAGAGUAAGCAGGCUAGAAGUGCACCUGAAACCACAAAGAAAGACCCCCCAAAAAAUGAGAAGACUGUGAGGAACGAGAAUUAUUCACAGGAGAUUCCUCCAUCGUAUGGGAGAGAUCAGUCUCGGAUGGAAACUCUACUCCAUGACACCUCUGCAGUUAAAGAUGGACGCUCAGCAGAGGUCAAACCGGCUAAAAAUAAACAGUUGGCUGAAACUCAACCUCUCCUCUUUAAACAUGGCAUCACUGCACGAAACCCUAACGACUACGCAAAUAACAACCCUCCUACUAAUGAAACCAUCGGCAAGGCCGACCUUGCACCAGUGGAAAUGGCAAAGAGCAGUGUCGUUCAAGGUGGCAAAGACGUCAGCGUUGAAGAUGGCCAAGUGGAGAAUUUACACAUAGAAAGUAUUACUAUCCGUGUUGUAUCAUUAAUAAGUGAGAUUGACAACGACAAAACUACCAAACAUGUUUCUUCAGGAGCAGAGAAACCCACUGGUGACAAUAAUGUUCACACUGAUAGUAUAGCCAUCCGUGUUGUGUCAGGAGUGAGUGAGAACAACAAUGUGGAAACAACAGCAAAAGAGAGAGAGCAUAACCCAGCACUUCCAACAAGUGAAAAGGUGUCUUGUAAACCAGAGGUGAAACCAAGAGAGAAGGUGCUGCCUACUGUCCCAACUGCCAUCGCAGACUACGCCAGACUAAAGGUGAUCUCUACAGAAGAAGAUUCCUCUCCUAACAUGCACAGUCCAAGCAGAAAGGAUGGAUAUUUUCCCAUGAUACAGACUUGCCGCAGUAGAUGUCCAGUCUUGACAACUGAACAACAAGACCACCCAGUGACGGGAGGGAUGUCGAGGAAAGAAGCAGUAGCUGUGAAAGAACCAGAGGUUCCCUCCAAACUAAACAUGGAGGCUAAGAUAGGAGUGUUGUCUUCCAUGGAGCAGGAACAGAGAAAGAAAGGGAUGUUCAAUCUGAGGGAAAAAGACAAACAGGCAAUCUCAUUCAAUGAGGCAAAAUCUACUGAGGGAUUCACAGAGACAACAGAUACACACUCUCUUAAACACGACACUGUGCCACAACCAGAACAUACAACAACUUCAGGGUACCAACCUGGGUACCAAUCUGAGAUUGAUAGGAACCAAAGACUCUAUCAAUCCCAGAAUCCUCCUCUGCCAGCUCACUCCAUACCCUCGCAGGUCGACGUUAAGACCAGAAACCCCUCUUUCUCACAACAACCCAUCCAACCCACUCAUGUUGACAUGCCUGGAAAAUACCUGUUCUUCCCUACAGAAGAGGCAACGCAAUAUAUGGAGAAAACACAUGCAACACAGGCCUCUCUGGGAGACAUAUAUAGCGUGGAAAAGAGAGAGGAGGAGAGGAGAGAGAGACAGAGAGAGGAGCACAGGAAAGAGGAGGAGAGGAAGACGAGACAGAGAGAGGAGCAGAAGCAGAGACAGGAGGAUAGGAAGACACCACAGCGACAGAGAGAAGAGGAGAAGAAAGAGGAGGAGAGGAGGGCGAGACAGAAAGAGGAGGAGAAGAUGGAUGCUCUCCAGUAUUAUUCCAUCAGCAGCUCUGAGGGUCAAACCAGACCCAGGGACAUACCCCUCUUCUCCCCCCAGCCCUCCCCACGCAGGGGGGACCCUGAGGACUGGGAGUCCUAUGGUAGACCUCACCUCCCUACCUCCCCUGCCCCCCCUUCCACCCGCUCCAACACCUCCUCCCCCAGCCUCGGGGGCAAGCCCACCAUGUUCAGAGUCAAAGACAACACCUUCAGAGGCUCCUCUCUCACCAAGUCAGUCAAACCACACUUCCACAAGAGCUUCGGAGAAGAGUUCAGGGUGGGCUCAGCCCGCUGGAGCGGAUCAGAGAAGGGAGACGAGGAGCACGAAAGGCAGAGAGAGAGCGCCGGGACUCCUGUAUAUCACGACUCCGCCAUCUCGUCACACCGACUCCCCCACAUUCGAGAGACUCAGCCUUCGAAAGAGUUCACCGCCCCCUCAGAGACCACCUACACAUACCCCUACUCCAGGUUCUACUCCAGGAGGAAUGUGGCUAUGGACGAUGAUGACUCUCGCUCAAUGAUCAGCAACAUGUCUGGGGAUGCUGAGAGUUAUGCCACCAGUGUAGCCGACGUGUCUGACUUCAGGUCCGACAGGUACUCAGGUCUGUACGACUCUGAGUUCGCCAGCAGGUGGGGCUAUGACAGGCCAGAUUCAGCCUGUAGUUUUACCAGUGACGUAGGACGGCCACUUGGGAAGCCCCCGACUGUUCCUCCUAAGAGUGAGAAAGCUCUACGGAGAGCCAAGAGGCUCACUACCCGCAGGAUAAAGAAAGAGUCGACUGAAACAGACAGCACUGCUGACCCAGUGGAGAAACCGGUCCGUGCGGUCGCUAGUGUCCCCUCCUCACCCUCGGAGCUACGAUCCUCCAACCGUCACGCUCGUGCCUCCCCCCAUUUCGCUGCCCCUAUCUCCCUGCCCCUCGCCCCAACUCACAUCUCCAGUGUCCCCUCUUCUCCAACUGAUUUAGGAUCCACCCAUUACCCAUCCUUCCACGCCUCCCCCCACGCCAAAGCCCCUGUCUUCCUUCCCCUCGCCCCACCCCAUGCCUCACCCCAUGCCUCACCCCCUGUCUCCCACCCCCGAGUCCCAACGCAAGCGGCCAGUGUACCCUCCUCACCCACCCACCACCACCCUGCUCACCCCAGACACCUUGUCUCACCCCUGCCCCCCCCCCCCCUCACCUCCCGCCUGAAUGUCCCUCAGUAUCACGUAGACCCCAACUACCCUUCCCCGCCCUCCCUCAGCCUCCCCCAGCACUUCACCCAAAGUUUAACCCAGAAGAAGGUUCUACAGGACCCGGGGUCUGGUCAGUACUUUGUGGUGGACAUGCCUGUCCAGGUGAAGACCAAGACCUUCUUUGACCCAGAGACGGGGAAGUACGUCCAGCUGAAUGUCCGUCAGCCAGCCCAGGGAGGCUCUCUGUCUCAGCCCCAGCCACAGUGUUAUACCCAGUCCCUUCCCGAAGCCACAUUCACCCAGCCCCAGGCUCCUCCAGCCAGCCGGCCCUAUGUGCUCUACCAGGGAUACCCCCAGAGAUACCAGCCCAUGCCCGUAUCCUCCCUGCCCAUUCACAGGUCUCUCUCUGGAAUGUCUGCCUUGGUGUCUCCCACCCAGGACCCACAGCCUACAGAGGAGAGUCAGGGUUGGGCAGAGGAUGGAGAGAGGCAAGGAGAGGGCUGGAGCAGCCAGGGCUAUGAAGGACAGGAGGAGAGAAUGGAGAGAGAGACAUAUGGACAGAGCUACAGCCAAGAGCAGACACCUUACAUGGACACAGCUCAUGACACACACACUGUGCAUGACACACACACAGUGAACGACACACACACUUCGUACGACACACACAACCAGCUGGACAAGGGCGCAGUGGACAGUGAUGAUACUAAAUCCGCCCCCCACCGUGAUAUCAUCACCAUGAGCGAGCUGGAGGACUUUGCUAUCGAUUCCGGUGACUGGUAACGACACUGAUUGACAGCUUUUGUUUCACUGAAGCAGUCCGGUUAGGAUCGUGUUCAUUAGGCACCAAACGGAAGAAAAUGGACUGAAAUUGUCUUUUUCCGUUACGUGCCCUAAUAAUGAACACAACCCUGGUCUCUCUAGGUUCAAGCAUCAAAGAGACUUAUAAAGGCUGAGUAACAUUUCAUGAAAUUGAAUAAACAGCUGUGUUUUAAAGUGUUUGAUAGUAUUUACAUGCAAAAAUACAGAUUUCACAGAAGCACAAUAUAUAGUUAUAAAAACAAAUACAAAAAUUAUAUAAAAAACAUGCUUCGUAGACAACAGGUGUAGACUAACAGUGAA